ACCCAAACCGUCCACAAAAUUCCCCGGUAAACUUAAAUUACUUCUAAAUUCAGAAACCCAAAAAUCAGACACUUUACUUCAUACAUACAAACCGUUAAAACUUGAGAUGUGCUCAAAUUACUUUGCGUCUUUAACCACUAUUACAACCUAAAUUCCAAAUUCCUUAUUCAAUUCACCAAUUGCUCCACGAUUUUUGUGCUGAAAUUCAUCAAGAUCAUCUCUGAAAUCUUAAAGUUGGAUGAAAUUAUGAGCCAUUUUAGGUCAAUUUGCAGACCGAAUGCUGUUUUCUUCUCUUCCUUCGUAUGUUGCAGAGAUGGCCUUCGAUUAUUUUGCAAUAAAUCAUCUAGUGUUCCGUUUUCGAAACCUAAUUUUAGCUCGUUUCCUUCUCUCUCCUCGGAUUCGUCGGAUUUCUUUCGGUGCAAGAUUUGGUUGCGUUUGAAUCAUCGGAGAUAUGUUGCUCGGGCUUCUAAUUGGACCGGUGAGAAAUCUCCUUACGAUGUUCUUGAACUAGAGAGGGAUUCAGAUGAAGAUCAAAUAAAAUUUGCAUACAGGCGCUUGGCCAAAUUUUAUCAUCCUGAUGUCUAUGAUGGUAGAGGCAAUCUUGAGGAAGGUGAAACAGCGGAAACCCGAUUUAUCAAAAUUCAAGCAGCUUAUGAGCUUCUUAUUGAUGGAGAGAGAAGGAGAAAAUAUGACAUGGAAAACCGGGUGAAUCCAAUGAAGGCAUCUCAAGCAUGGAUGGAAUGGCUUAUAAAGAAGCGUAAAGCAUUUGAUCAGCGAGGCGAUAUGGCUAUUGCUGCAUGGGCUGAGCAGCAGCAACGUGAAAUGAACUUGAGAGCACGACAACGUGCUCGAUCAAAGGUUGAUCCUGAAGAAGAGAAGAGGAUCUUAGCAAGGGAAAGAAAGGCAUCUGUAGAAAACUUCCAGACAACACUUAGGAGGCACACACUCGUGUUGAAGAAGAGGGACUUGAUGCGUAGUAAGAAGGCUGAGGAGGAGAAGAGAAAAGAGAUUAGCCGUCUCUUAGCUGCUGAGGGAUUUGAAUUGGAGACUGAAGAUGAGUAGCUGCAUGUUUAUAGCUGUAGUUUGUUUUUAUAGGUUUUGAACUUUUAUGUAUACCUUCUCAUUCAUUGGCGCUGUUGAUAGUUUUGUACAAAAAACAACAAUGUAUAUACAUGCUGGGAAAGGCAAACAGCGUUAUCUUUUUAAUAGGAAAACAGAAAAAAGUAUAGGAGAGAAUCCGACAUCUUAAUUUAUUGCAA
Beta vulgaris subsp. vulgaris (sugar beet) is the source of this 1259-nucleotide messenger RNA. RefSeq lists its product as hypothetical. The record is from RefSeq and is a predicted model, not a curated record. The coding region runs from base 247 to 1062 and encodes 271 amino acids. Lineage: Eukaryota; Viridiplantae; Streptophyta; Magnoliopsida; Caryophyllales; Amaranthaceae. The transcript is spliced from 5 exons.